Penicillium brasilianum is the source of this 4245-nucleotide messenger RNA. NCBI's taxonomy places the organism in Eukaryota, Fungi, Ascomycota, Eurotiomycetes, Eurotiales, Aspergillaceae. The record is from the annotation of a GenBank genome assembly.
GUACCGUCGUACUAUAAUCUAGAGCAUCUUCUAUCAACCCCACCCCUCGUCAUCUCCCCAAUCCGGCGUCGCUCGGACAAUGUCUCGACUGCUGCAAUUCCCCAGCUGAUGAACGGUGCAGCUUGCAUGCAUUAGGUGCUCGUGCUCCGCUCUGAUCGGUUAAUGCUGGUUACUCUUCGUUACUCGUUACUCGUUGCUCAGGGCUCCAUUUUUGCUGGCCACUGGCCCGUGGCCCUGGCCCUCUUCGCUCGCCCUGUUCCCGGCUCUUUCCCUCCCCUCUUCCUCCUUCCCCUCUUUACCUGGUGUCACCACUCAAAACCCCCGUCUUCCGGUCUAUCUUUCCUUUCUUUUACCUCAUCUUCUUCUUCAGAGUUUAUAGUCCUGCUCUGGAUUUCCACUUCCCAUUUCACUCCCACAACCCUCGAAACUGCCAAUCUACAACCGCAGUCCCUCUUCACCAUUGAUCACUGAUCACUGUCCAUUAAUCAUCGAUCAUGGCGUCGUCGGAGCCAACUGAGCGCCGUCGUGAGCGCAGACCCUCCGUGGGAGCUCCAAUUGCAGAUCUCCAGGGUCCCGUCGGUCCGGGUUUCAGUCGUCCCAAGCACAAGCGCACGUUUACCGGCUUCGGCCCAUCCGAGAUCAAGGGCGUGGAAGCGAGUAUUCCGGAGCCACUGCGUGAGGCAUGGCGGAAGCAUUCAGCUACCGAGUUCACUUCUAAAGAUGAGUUCGAGAGAGAUUUCGUGCGCCACAUCGAGACAACACUCGCCCGCUCCCUGUACAAUUGCGAUGAGCUGGCAGCCUACUCGGGCACCGCACUGGCGUUCCGAGACCGAUUGAUCAUUGAGUGGAAUCGGACUCAGCAGCGCCAGACAUUUACCGACCAGAAGCGAGUCUACUAUCUCUCGCUCGAAUUCCUGAUGGGUCGUGCUUUAGACAAUGCGAUGCUUAACGUCGGCAUGAAAGACGUCGCGCGAGAUGGUUUGGCCGACCUUGGUUUCCGAAUCGAGGACGCUAUCACCCAGGAGCAUGAUGCCGCACUUGGAAACGGCGGUCUUGGUCGUCUGGCGGCCUGCUUCUUGGACAGUAUGGCCACGUUGAACUAUCCUGCCUGGGGAUACGGUCUGCGUUACCGCUAUGGAAUCUUCAAGCAGGAGAUUGUCAAUGGAUAUCAGAUGGAGGUUCCAGACUACUGGCUUGAUAAUAAUCCUUGGGAGUUCCCUCGACACGAUAUCACGGUGGACAUUCAGUUCUAUGGCCAUGUGACCAAGUAUCAGGAUGAGAAUGGCAAAGUGUGCCACUCUUGGGAAUCAGGAGAGACCGUGCAAGCCGUUGCAUACGAUGUCCCUAUUCCUGGAUACCGCACCAAGACUACAAACAACCUUCGGUUAUGGUCUAGCAAGGCCAGCAGUGGCGAAUUCGACUUCCAGAAGUUCAAUGCGGGCGAUUAUGAGAGUGCAGUUGCAGAUCAACAGACCGCCGAGACCAUCUCUGCAGUGCUGUAUCCGAAUGACAACUUGGAACGAGGCAAAGAACUUCGUCUCAAGCAACAGUACUUCUGGUGUGCUGCCUCUCUUUAUGACAUCGUGCGACGAUUCAAGAAGACGAACAGGGCUUGGAGUGAGUUCCCUGACCAAGUCGCAAUUCAACUGAACGAUACCCAUCCCACGCUCGCCAUUGUGGAAUUGCAGCGUAUCUUGAUUGAUGUCGAGGGCUUGGAGUGGGAUGAGGCAUGGCGUAUUGUGAUUGGAACUUUUGGAUACACCAACCAUACCGUUCUCCCCGAGGCCCUGGAGAAGUGGUCGGUUCCAUUGAUGCAGAACCUACUUCCUCGCCACUUGCAGAUCAUCUACGAUAUUAAUCUAUUCUUCCUCCAGUCCGUGGAGAAGCGAUUCCCGAAUGACCGGGACAUGCUCUCGCGAGUGUCAAUCAUUGAAGAAUCGCACCCCAAGAUGGUGCGCAUGGCUCACAUUGCCAUCAUUGGAUCUCACAAGGUCAAUGGUGUUGCCGAGCUGCAUUCGGACCUCAUCAAGACGACCAUUUUCAAGGACUUUGUGCAGAUAUAUGGACCAGAUCGCUUCACCAAUGUCACCAACGGAAUUACGCCUCGACGUUGGCUGCACCAGGCAAACCCCGCGCUCUCUGCCUUGAUUGCAGAGAAGCUGGGUGGAUAUGAGUUUUUGACCGACUUGACCUUGCUGGAUAAGCUCGAGACUUUCGUCGAUGACAAGAACUUCCGACGGGAAUGGUCAGACAUCAAGGCGAAGAAUAAGCUGCGGCUAGCCAGGCUCAUCAAGGACUUGACUGGCUAUUCCGUGAACCCCAACUCGUUGUUCGAUGUUCAGGUCAAGCGCAUUCACGAGUACAAACGCCAGCAACUGAACAUUUUUGGAGUCAUUCACCGAUACCUCAGUAUCAAGGCCAUGACACCCGAACAGCGGAAGAAGGUGGUACCGCGAGUCUCGAUCUUCGGUGGCAAGGCCGCUCCUGGUUACUGGAUGGCCAAGUCGAUUAUCUAUCUUAUCAACAGUGUUGCCGCUGUGGUGAACAAGGAUGAUGAUAUUGGUGAUCUCUUGAAGGUCAUCUUUAUCGAGGACUAUAACGUCAGCAAGGCGGAGAUUAUUUGCCCGGCUUCUGAUAUUAGCGAGCAUAUCUCUACUGCUGGAACCGAGGCCAGUGGCACGAGCAACAUGAAAUUUGUGCUGAAUGGUGGUUUGAUUAUCGGUACUUGUGACGGAGCUAACAUUGAGAUUACUCGUGAAAUUGGCGAGCAAAACAUCUUCCUCUUUGGCAACCUUGCGGAAGAUGUAGAGGAUCUUCGGCACCGACACUUCUACGGUGGAUUCCAGCUGGACCCACAACUGAAGCGUGUAUUUGAAACCAUCAAGGCGGGCACCUUUGGUGAUCCGUCGUCAUUCAAUUCGCUGAUCUCUUCCAUUGAAGAGCAUGGCGACUACUAUCUCGUCUCCGAUGAUUUCAACUCUUACAUCGCUACUCAUGAGAUGGUAGACAAGGAGUUCCAGAAUCAGGAAGAAUGGCUGGCCAAGUCGAUCACCAGCGUUGCGCGCAUGGGCUUCUUCUCUAUGGAUCGGGUGACCAACGAGUACGCCGAUAGUAUUUGGAAUGUCGAGCCCCUUGAUAUUGCGGAUUAGGUCCGACAUGACUAUUGAAUUGUGAUUUUUGGUACUCUUGCUUAUGUUUUACUCAAUAUUCAUGUUUGUGAACUUGUAUCUUUUCUGCAUCCAAGUCCUGAUGGCAAAGUUCUUAUAUAUCUUUUACGCGAUUGGAAUGAACUGCACGUAGAAGAAAGCAGUUGAAAUUUCUAUUUGUUUCAUUCGACAACGUCGCGUCUAUCUGCACGUUGACACACUGUUUCUGACACAAUUUUCAUCAACAAAAUUGCCGUCACUAAAAGGGUAUGCCCCAAAAAAGGUAGAAAACUGGGACAUGGGAACGCACGAACAUGGAUAUCUCAAGCCGAUACCAAUCCCCAUGCCCGCAUGAGAAAGAUAACACUAAUUAAGAUAGAAAAAAAAAGCUUUUCGAUAUCUUCAGAUCGAAAGCUCAUAACUUAUCGAAAGCAACGAAGUAUAACCCACUUGACAUCUUCAAGCAACAGCCGUCUCAUCGCUUUCCUGAAUCGUCGCCUGGGGCUUAUAAUCGGAGAAAGUCUCCGGCCAAAGGAACAUCUUCUCUUCCUUGGAGGGAGUACCAACGGUCAUCAAAGUCGGCACCUAAAAAAAACAUCCCAAUUAGCCACCCAGUUCACCUGGACCCAAACCAUUCUACAAGAAACAACCAAAGGGGAAAGUACGUACCGCUUCUUUCGAAGAAAUCCGCCUCCACAUGUUAGCCCGCGGGUUAUACCGCACCGGCUUACCCACACCGCCAGUCUGACUUUGAUCCUCCCGACUGAUAGCCUCGAUCUCACGCUUGAUAUCAAGGAAACUAUCAAAGGGGAUAUAAGGAAUCUUGUGCUCCUGGCAGUACUCCUCGAGACGGAGACCGCGACGGGCAAAGAGAACGUCUGCUUCGCGGGCGGCGGCUAGAUCGGAGACGCCGUCGCCAAUGAAGACGAUGAGGGGCAUCUCGUCCGGGAGACACUCGGAUUGCGCUUUUGCGCGGGCUUCGUUGACGGAGAGGGCUUUGUCGUGGCCUAGUUCCGUGUCGUGGCGCCAGAUGGGUUUCCACGAGGACCCGUCCGGUUUGAUUAUGGCGUCGUUGGCGACAAUGUCGAUUGCAGCUGCC